This is a messenger RNA of Salpingoeca rosetta, 2918 nucleotides long. RefSeq lists its product as uncharacterized. Gene Ontology annotation, cellular component: membrane. The transcript is spliced from 23 exons. Lineage: Eukaryota; Choanoflagellata; Craspedida; Salpingoecidae. Bases 46 to 2706 code for a protein of 886 amino acids. The record is from RefSeq and is a predicted model, not a curated record.
CACAGUUGUUGCUUGCGUUGCAAAUUGCACGCCCACGCUGAUCCCAUGGGAAGACUGGAAGCGGCUGCUGUGCGCGUCCUGAAUGGCAAAGCAAAGUAUGUGAUGGCUUUGGCGUGGAUUGGACUGCUGGUGGCUGGCGGCCUCUUUGGACUGCAGUUCUUCGAUGAAACGGCCGAUGAGGACGACAGCCUGCCAAAGUCCUCCCUCGCCUACCAGGCGGAUGCGGCGCUGAGCUUGAUCCCGUUUGGAAACGGUGACGGAGUGGUGCUGAUGGUGGGCAACGACAAGGUCAACAUCACGGAUGAGGAGGCGAUGGCCUUCUUCGACCAGCUGUUCGCACUGGCCCAGCAAAUGUCCCCGCCUUCCUCCCCCUUUGCCCUGCACACCCCGUACAUGUCGUACGUCUACGUGGGCUCUGGAUGGCAGGCGUAUCCAUCACCCAAGCCACACUACCGUUCGCAAGACGGAUCACGCCUCAUGGCCACCGCCACUGUCCUUGGCUGGGGCUCCACUAUCUACACCGUGCGCACAAUCCGCGACGCAUCCAAAUCCAUCCUGCAGCUCCUCCCAGAGGGAUCGCGCGUCUGGUGCAGUGGAGACGACAUUAUCUGGGACAUUAUCCUCGGUGCCCUCGAAAACGACCUCAUCAUCGGCGAUGGCAUCUCAAUCCCAACGGCGCUUGUUGUGCUGUGCUUGACGCUGCGGUCCACGCGAUAUGUGCUGGUGCCGCUCCUCAGCAUCGCCGCCUCCAUCCUCUCAAGCUUCCUGCUGAUGCGACCCGUUGCCAAGAGCAUGGCUGUGUCAGCGGUUGCGCCAAACCUCAUGAUGAGUCUCAGCAUCGCCAUGUCUGUAGACUACGCCCUCUUCGUCUUCAGCAGAUUCAGAGAGGAAAUGCGAGCAGGCAAGUCUGUGCAGGAUGCGUGCACAGCUGUCCUGAGUACCGCUGGCCACACCAUCUUCGUCUCGGGGUUCACAUUCAUUGCGUGUUCCCUCACCCUCCUCUCCGUACCAGUCAAGCUCCUCGCGUCCAUGGGUGUUGCCGCUGCCAUCACGGUGGCGUGCACUGUCGUUGUCAACCUCACACUUGUCCCCACCAUCAUCCUCAUCUUCCCGUCCUUCUUUCGCGAAGCAACAACAGAUCGCGGCUGCUGCUCAUGGAAGAAGGAGCAACGGUAUGUUGUUGCUUCUGCCGCAGCGAAGCAGCACGGCACCAGCAGUCGCUUCAACGACAAUCACGGUGAUGAUGACGACGAUGAUGAUGACAUGCUGCUGCUUGCAGAGGACGAAGACACGCCCCUCACCCGAUCAGCAGGCGCCAACGUCGUGGCUGUUGAUGCGAUUGCUGCGCGCGCCCGCAAGUCCCCCUGGUACCGCUUUGGCAAGCGCGUGACACGUCGCGCGUGGCUGUGCAUCGCCAUCAUCACCGCCCUCGCUGCUGCGGCGUUCUACCCGGCCCUCACCUUCCGCCAUGUCAGCGGCGUCGACUGCGAAUGUCCGCAGAACUACGGCGUCGUCAAAGACUUCUAUGCGGUCUCCAACACGUUUGGCGCCGGAUACAUCCUGCCAUUUGGACUGUUGAUUGAGGCCGCCAACGGGUCACUGCUCACACAGCAGCACUUCAACAACGUCGCCGCCGUCUGCAACCACCUCGCUGCUGCGCUGCCAGAUGUGCACGUGUCCGACUUUGACGGUCUGGCCAUCAACAACGGCGUUCCCGUCAGCUUCACCGAUGAGGUGUCACCAUGCUUCUUUCCCAACGGAACAACGGACGUGCCGUGCUACCAGCAAACGCCGCCUGUGGAGUGCGUGCGCACGUGCUUCAACAAGAAUUACUUCACCACUAAUGACGCGCUUGAUCUCGUGUGGUUGCGGCCGCGGGUGGACGGAUCAUCCGCUCGCGGGCAGAAAUGGAUCCACCGCGCACGUGCGGAGAUUGAAACGCUGCAGGAGCAGCUCGGUGUCCGGAUUAUGCUCGCACGCGGCGGCGUGGAAGACGUGGACAUGAUUGCACACGUGUUUGGGCGCUUCCACGUGGCCAUUGCCAGCGUCGCUGCUGUUGUGUUUGUGCUGAUGCUCCUUGCGUUUCGUUCCGUCGCCAUCGCCCUCAAGGCCGUCCUCUCCAUCGCGCUCACACAGGGACUGGUGUACGGCAUCAGCACGUGCGUGUACGAUUACGGCAUCUUUGCGUUUCUCGGGUGGAACAGUCUUGCUCCGACCGGUGGCCUGUGCUGGAUCCCCUCUAUCCUUGUCUUCACCAUCUUGGUUGGCCUGGGUCUCGACUACCACAUCUUCCUCCUCAGCCGCGUUGUUGAGUUCAGGCGCCUGGGCUUUGACGACGAAGAAAGCGUGCUGCUUGGGCUCGCGCGGACGGGGCGGGUGAUUACGGCUGCUGGCGUGAUUAUGGCCAUUGCCUUCCUCGGUCUGCUCUUCAGCCACGAGGCCCUCGUGCAGCAGUUGGCUUUCUUCAUCGUGAUUGCGGUGUUGAUUGACACGUUUGUGGUGCGCGCGUGCCUUGUCCCCGCCAUGAUGUCUGUGCUGGGGCGAUUCAACUGGUGGCCGCUCACAAUGCCAAAGGUGACGCGUUCACAGCACCUUGAGCCGGGCACGUUUGGAUAUGGCCCCAUCGUGGGCCACGUGGCCUUUGGCGACGAUGACACGGACACGGAUGACGUUGAUGUCGACGAGCGUGGCAGACAAAUGCGUUGAGUCCCCACGCAUGUUGUUAUCUGUGGUGUGUUGCUCCUGGUGCUGUUGCUUGUGACAACGUAUGAUAAGGAGCACACACGUGCUUUCGUUCUGUUUGCACAGACUUGCUUUCCCACCACCAUCUAACGGAAGAAGAGACGAGAAGCGAAGCGGCGAGAAGUGAAGGCCUGAAGGCCAAAGAGUCCCCCGAAUAGUAAACGUGAAUGAACAGA